Parathielavia appendiculata is the source of this 1359-nucleotide messenger RNA. RefSeq names its product protein phosphatase 5. NCBI's taxonomy places the organism in Eukaryota, Fungi, Ascomycota, Sordariomycetes, Sordariales, Chaetomiaceae. Bases 1 to 1359 code for a protein of 452 amino acids. The record is from RefSeq and is a predicted model, not a curated record. Gene Ontology annotation, molecular function: protein binding; hydrolase activity. The transcript is spliced from 6 exons.
AUGGCAACUCCCGAGAAGCAGGCUAUCGAGUUCAAGAACCAAGGCAACAAGGCCUUUGCUGCGCAUGACUGGCCAAGCGCCAUAGACUUCUACACCAAGGCUAUCGAGUUGAACGACAAGGAGCCAACGUUCUGGUCCAACCGAGCGCAGGCCUACUACCGUAGAGCGACGGCAUAUGCGGCUAUCUUGAAACCCAAGGAAGCCGUCAAGGACUUCAAAACGUGCGUCAAGAUCGACCCGGGCAAUAAGGAUGCCAAGCUCAAGCUGGUCGAGUGCGAGAAGAUUGUGCGGCAGCUAGCCUUUUUCGCCGCCAUUGAGGUUGGGGACGAGCCGUCGGCGGCCGAGGGGCUCGAUGUGGAUUCGAUUGCCGUGGAGCCAGCGUACGACGGCGUUCGGUUAGAAGGUGGCGAGAUGACGCAGGAGUUCAUCGACGACAUGACGGAGCGGUUCAAGAACGGCAAGACAAUACACAAGAAAUACGUCUACCAGAUCAUUCUGGCCGUCAAGAAGCUUGUGUACAAUGAGCCCACCAUGGUUGAGGUCGAGAUACCUGAGGGUGUUGAGCUCACUGUUUGCGGGGACACUCACGGGCAAUAUUUUGAUCUGAUGGAGUUGUUCAGGUUGAACGGUGCGCCGAGCGAUAAGCACUGGUAUCUGUUCAACGGCGACUUUGUGGACAGGGGCUCUUGGUCGACCGAGAUCGCGCUCCUGCUCUACGCUUACAAGUGGCUGAGGCCGAACUGCUUCUUCAUCAACCGGGGCAAUCACGAAACAGACGACAUGAACCGGGUAUAUGGUUUUGAAGGCGAGUGCAAGGCCAAGUAUAACGAACGCGUGUUCAAGCUCUUCUCUGAGAGCUUCUCUGCCCUCCCCCUGGCGACUUUGGUCGGCAAGAAGUACUUUGUGCUGCACGGGGGUCUCUUCUCAGAUGACAAUGUGACGCUAGACGAUAUCCGGAAACUGGAUAGGCACAAGCAGCGGCAGCCGGGGCAAGCCGGAUUGAUGAUGGAGAUGCUAUGGACAGAUCCUCAGCCACAGCCUGGGCGUGGCCCGAGCAAGCGUGGCGUGGGUAUGCAGUUCGGGCCGGACGUCACCAAGCGGUUUUGUGAGAGAAACGGCCUCGAGGCGGUCAUCCGCAGUCACGAGGUGAGGAUGGAGGGCUACGAGGAAGAGCACGACGGGAAGUGCAUUACGGUCUUCUCGGCACCGAAGUAUUGCGACAUGACGGAGAACAGGGGAGCAUACAUCAACAUCGACCGCGAUUACAAACUCAAAUUCUCACAGUUUGAUGCCGUCCCACACCCAAACAUCCGGCCAAUGGCCUACGCGCAGAGCUCCCUAAUGUCAUCCCUGAUGUAG